This is a messenger RNA of Dentiscutata erythropus, 345 nucleotides long. Lineage: Eukaryota; Fungi; Glomeromycota; Glomeromycetes; Diversisporales; Gigasporaceae. The record is from the annotation of a GenBank genome assembly.
AUGGAACAUUUGAAGGCAACAUUAAUUGAAAUUGGCGAGUAUAGUGAAUUGGCUGCAGAACAAUUUGUCAAUAAUAUUCAACAAAUAAUAAUUCAAUAUGGUGCAAAUUAUAUAAAUACCAAUAUACAAUCAUCUUCCGUUGAAGUUGUCGGAGUUGAUCAUUUCCUAAAAGACCCCUCAAGUGUCACUAGUGAAAGAGCAUUUUCAAGAGCAGGCUUCAUGGUUACUCAUGAUAAAGCAAAUCUUAGUGAAAAAACUAUUUCUUCUACAAUUCUUAUGCAUUCAUGGCUUCUAGAAAGCCAAAAUGAGGUUAGUCUACUUCACAUUCUUCCAGAAACAAAAUAA